AUACAUCACUCAACACUUGCGAUCCAGUUUUCACGCGACCUUUGUCCUCGUCUUACGCUCACUAUCGAAAUCGACGUCUGCAGUUAUCUCAAUGAACACCAUAGCGCCUGUGCACCAGUUUUCUGCUUGGUAGGCCGUGCCGUUACAUGCCUGCCGCUCUCUACUUGCACACCUUCUCAUCGACAUCCCCUGGCCUCCUCGACAACGCCUAGGCUGGCCGCGUAUCAUGAUCAGUCGCUGUCAUGGCUUUCCUUCGCCGCCGAGGCAACAACAACAUGUCUAGUGACACUGACGUGCGCCGACACACAUACUUUGAAUCCAGCGCAUCCGGCGACAUUGCUCCUGCGCUUCCCUCUCAGUCCUUUCAGAACAACCCCGAAGCCGCUGGCGAGUUUUCCCACUCCUCGCCAUGCCACGAUUUACCUCGCGACUCUACCACUAGCCGCAUAGAAGAACCUCGCGAGGGUCAAACCGAAAGUCGCCCUGGUAGCCGUCUUGAAGGACAAGGCGAGGAUCGUCCGGAUACCCCUCCUAUACAAGAUGAAAACAACAAGCAUCAUCGCUUUUCCGUCUUACGCUUUCGAAACGCGAGUGAUUCUCAACUAUCCCUUCGAGCCAAACAGCAGUCUGAAAAAACACCUCCCGUGCCCCGACAUAUACCUCGUGAUGACAAUUCUUCCAACAAUAAUUUCGAGCGCCAAAAGACACUCCGGAAAUCCUUUACUGAUGACAGGCGACGGCCUGUGCUUGCUACUUUGGAAGAGCCGGAGUCUCCGCGACCAUCUACAACGGCCACAACAAGUAGUCCUAACGGAACUAUUUUGACACCACCAAAUCGACCGUCCGAGUCAUCAAGGUCCGAUGCCAGCUCCAAUGAUCGCAUAUCGCAACAGAGUUCGUCUUUCCAAAGCCCGGAGACAACACCCAAGAAAUCAGGACCAUUCUUCAGACUACGGAGACAAAAGAAAGCCCCAGAACCCUUGUUCCCGUUUGCGCAUCUGCAGCAGCAAGGAAAGACGCAGCCCGGUAUAUCGUCUACUUCGUCUCUCGGUAUCUCGACAACUCCGCGCCCCUCAUCGGCCCAAAGUAGCAGAACAGCUAGUGGGAAGACUGCAAAAGGUACACCGGACUUGCAAACAUCUCAAUCGCCUGCUACAGCGUUGAUCGCACCUGGCGGUAACCAAUCGGGUCAUUCCUCUCCUACCAGAGGCACCUUGUUGCGAGGGAGGUCUUCUACUAUGAGUUCGAUAGGCCGAGACUCCAACGAUGAGCACCUCUUACCACCGACGACUCGUACAUCGUCUUCAACUGGCCGUAAAAGUUUUGGUGAUUUGUUUGGACUGAGUCGUCUACGGCAGAAUUCUGAGCUUAGCCGCCAGGGCACGUUGACCCCUACCACGCCUGCCUCUAUCGGGUCCAAAAACAACUCGCUCCAGCUUGCUAGGGAUUCGUUUACUCUCCCAGAACGCCAUGAAGACGAGUCACCCAACAAGUACCUUGGCCGCGUCGAAGAAGUCGCAAGCCGGGGUAUCAUUGCUGCUACUCUAUCAAAGAGUGCUGAUCCAUUCAUGAUAUCUGUCCUUCGGAGCUACAUGCGCACCUUUGGCUUCUUUGGCGACCCGAUGGACAUGGCGAUCCGCAAGCUUCUUAUGGAAGCCGAGUUGCCCAAGGAAACCCAGCAGAUUGACCGCUGUCUACAGGCAUUCGCGAACCGGUACCACGAGUGCAACCCGGGAAGGAUUCGUCGCCUGAUCAAGCAUAUUUUAUGGCAUAGGGGGAGCUCGGCGACCAGCUUGAAUCUUAAGGAUCUACAGAAGACCUUUUUUAAGACAGGUGUUCUGCAGAUUGUGUCAGCUCGAUCUCGCCCGGAUGCUUUCAUGACAGAACAAACAGCAAGUAACCCCGCUGAAGCACACCCCGGAAUUGUCGACAUAAAGGUCACAAAGGUCGGUUUGCUUUGGCGAAAGGAUGCAAAGAAACGCAAGGCCCGGUCUCCUUGGCAGGAAUGGGGAGCAAUUCUCACAGGAGCACAGCUUUAUUUCUUCCGAAACACAGGUUGGGUCAAGUCACUAAUGCACCAGUAUGAAAACCAUAUUAAAGCAGGACAUGAUGGCAUACCAUUGAUUUUCAACCCGCCACUUCAAGAGUUCAAGCCGGAUGGUCUUAUGUCUACUUAUGCUGCAGUUGCUCUCCAUGAUGCGGCUUACAAGAAGCACAAGAAUGCUUUUGUAUAUGUACGACAGGGUGGUCUAGAAGAAGUGCUCUUGGCAGACAAUGAGGAGGAGAUGAAUGACUGGCUCGCUAAGCUCAAUUAUGCGGCCGCCUUCCGAACCACAGGUGUUAAGAUGCGCGGUGUCGUAGGCGGCAAUUAUGAUGGGCAAAGCCGCCGUGGCCUUAGAAGGCUUGACAGUGCCGAUGCUGCCACGCUUAUUCAGACACCCACUGGUCCUGUAUCGAUCGCGCGAAGUCGCAUAGACCACAAGAUGGCCGAAGACAUCUCGGCUGCCCGGCGAGACGUUAUGAAGCAGAAAAUUGAAGAGGCGGACGAGAGCGUCCAGGAGAUCCAACAGCGGCUCGAGGACCAACUCAGAAACGCGCGUCAUCUCCAAAUCCUUGCGCCAAUUCAGCCCAGAACAAGGGAACAGAUCCUGUCUGCUGCUGCACGGAUAUCAGCACAGCUCAAGUGGACCCGUCAAGAGAUGUGGAAAUCAAAGUGUCAUCGCGACAUACUGGUACAAGACCUCGAGGAAGAAUACCCGUCUUCGAUUAUCACUCCCACAAAGCAGCUGUCGAACCAACCUUCGCAGAGAACCGGGUCGCCAACUCCACGGGCCAACAUAGGACGCAGAGGGUCAAGGUCGACGCAUCACUCUGGAACCGAAGGUGAUCCAAGAUCACCCACAGAACCUCAAGUCGCCCACCUACCCAACUCCUCUGAAGCUACCGAAGAUGUAGAUUCGCCCUUGGAUCAAGUUUUCACCACACCUCCCCAGAGCGCAACAAAACGCCGACACAGCUCACGCGAUCUUUCUUUCGCCAGGCCGGAUGCUGCUAGUACAAGACAUGGUUCCAUAUCAAGCAUAGCCCAGUCUCCUAUUUCAUCACUGCCUCCGACCCCGUUGGCGAAGCCUCUUUCACAAGAUGAAACCCCCAAGUCACCACAACGCCCCGAGGAUGACAAUCGCCAAGAUCCUGAUGCUGAUGAACGAGAUUUUCUGGAGCAAACAGGUCUUCUCGAACAACGGCCCAGCCGUGAUCCCACAGAUAAAGCAACUGUCUCAACCGGUGCUGAUGUUCCUUCUGAGUCUGGCACAUCCACGGACAAGCUCGAUAGGAGCAAGAUCCGCCGCAGUCUCCAGCGAACAUUUAGAGAGGGCGCCGGACAUCUGUCGCACCACCGUGGUAGUCGCAAAGGCAAGGAAGUGGCUGGAUCAGGAGAGGAAUCGGGACAGGAUCAUCAGCUCGCGAGAGGCACAGGCAGUUUUGUUGUUCAUGGAAAAAAGGCAUCGGUCAUCAACUUUGGUGAUGGUCUGCAGAACAUGAGCCAUGACGAAAAGAUCCGUGCUCGAAAGUCCUCACAGCAACACGAUUUCCCGCUGUCUCCUAUGCCAAGUGGCCCCGAGGAUGAUGAUUUCUACUCUGCUGUCGGUGUCCCUGUUGAAACGAGUGAGCGCAGAGAGUCUAUCGCGAGCGCAAGCACUGCAACCGCCCGAAGCUUUCGUGAACUGCAUAGAAAGUACUCGACUGCGCAGGCGACUAGAAGUACGUCCGCUGGUGGUAGGUUAACUAUACCUUCGGAUACGGAGAGUGAGGUUGCAGUCAGCUUCUCAGAUGGUCGCCGAAGCCCUUUGCCUCCCAUGGAGACAGAGACAGAUGAGGAGGUUGACGACGCCGGUGUUAAGAGAGGUCGAAGCGACAAGAAAGAAGGGUUUGAGAGUCGAGACUCGGAUGCCGAGUCGCUCCAGGAUGUUGAGCAGCUUCCGAGUCGCACUGUGCAGCCUGUUAAUGCCUGA
Messenger RNA from Fusarium graminearum PH-1, 4013 nucleotides. RefSeq lists its product as uncharacterized. Lineage: Eukaryota; Fungi; Ascomycota; Sordariomycetes; Hypocreales; Nectriaceae. The coding region runs from base 276 to 4013 and encodes 1245 amino acids. Gene Ontology annotation, biological process: regulation of ARF protein signal transduction. The record is from RefSeq and is a predicted model, not a curated record. Gene Ontology annotation, molecular function: guanyl-nucleotide exchange factor activity. The transcript has 3 exons.